AUGAGGCUGCUAUAUGACUGGGCCAGCUGUUAUCCUGUGUCAUAUGUUUGCAGGUGGAGUUCUGAAGUUUGCCCAGAACAAGGGUCACCACUUGCUGAGCUGGAAAUUGUUGACAGCCACAAGGCGAGUCCCAAUGAGGCGUUUAGCAGUUCACGCAAGCUCCAGCGCCUCUCAAAUGGCCAGCUCAUUAUGAUCCACCUUGGGCUGCAGCACCCUGUUUCUGAUCGGUCGGGUCCGAUUUGA
Pyricularia pennisetigena is the source of this 243-nucleotide messenger RNA. RefSeq lists its product as uncharacterized. The record is from RefSeq and is a predicted model, not a curated record. Lineage: Eukaryota; Fungi; Ascomycota; Sordariomycetes; Magnaporthales; Pyriculariaceae. Bases 1 to 243 code for a protein of 80 amino acids. The transcript is spliced from 2 exons.